CUCACCUGUCACCGCUGGCUCCUGCGCUCGCGUCCGCACUGGUCCCGGCGCGGGGGGCGGCGGCCCCGCCACCAUGAUACAUUUCAUAUUGCUCUUCAGUCGACAAGGGAAAUUGCGGUUGCAGAAGUGGUACAAGACGCUCCCUGACAAAGAAAGGAAGAAGAUCACCCGGGAAAUCAUUCAGAUCAUUCUCUCCCGGGGCCAGAGAACAAGCAGUUUUGUUGACUGGAGGGAUCUAAAACUUGUUUAUAAAAGGUAUGCUAGUUUAUACUUUUGCUGUGCAGUAGAAAAUCAGGACAAUGAGCUCUUGACCCUAGAGAUUGUGCAUCGUUAUGUGGAGUUGCUGGACAAGUACUUUGGAAAUGUCUGUGAGUUAGAUAUUAUAUUUAAUUUUGAGAAAGCAUAUUUUAUCCUGGAUGAGUUUAUCAUGGGUGGAGAAAUUCAGGAGACAUCCAAGAAAUCUGCUGUCAAGGCCAUGGAAGACUCUGAUAUGUUACAGGAGACAUUGGAGGAAUACAUGAGCAAGCCUACAUUCUAACUACACAUCUACCUGAAGACUGAGUCCGACGAUGUGCACCUUUGAAGAAGCAAUUCCUUGUUUCCAGUUAUUUUACUACUUCUUUAACACCAGGCCAAAAAGAAAUUUUAAAGGGAUUUUUUUUGGUUAACUAGUAAAAAUUAAACAUGUUUAACAGGAAUUAUUUAUCACUUUUACAAGUCUGUAUUAUAUUGUAUAUGUCUAUCCUGAAUGUUUAAAUAACUGAUUCAUGACUCUGUCAGCUUAUGAUAUAUAAUUUAAAAGAUAUUUGUUUGCUAUGUUUUAACUCCAUUAGAAAAAUUUGUUGCAACAUAUUUGUUGCAUUUGACCUCUGACUAAUAGGCUGAAAACUGCAUUGUAAUAAUUCCUAAAUUUCACUGUAAAGUGUAUCGUGUAUCAGUACUUUUUAUCACUGGUUAGCUUUUUAAAUGAUAAACAAAUUCAAAAUUAUUAUUAGCAUAAAGUUCAUACAUAAUGCUAAAUGUCUUAAUAUUCCUAAUAACACUGUGAUUGCAGUCUAGAUACAAUGUAUCUGAUGUUUUUAAUGUCCUGGAUUUAAUUA
This is a messenger RNA of Suncus etruscus (white-toothed pygmy shrew), 1100 nucleotides long. RefSeq names its product adaptor related protein complex 1 subunit sigma 3 (gene AP1S3). The record is from RefSeq and is a predicted model, not a curated record. Gene Ontology annotation, biological process: intracellular protein transport; vesicle-mediated transport. Gene Ontology annotation, cellular component: AP-1 adaptor complex; membrane coat; intracellular membrane-bounded organelle. The coding region runs from base 74 to 538 and encodes 154 amino acids. Gene Ontology annotation, molecular function: clathrin-cargo adaptor activity. NCBI's taxonomy places the organism in Eukaryota, Metazoa, Chordata, Mammalia, Eulipotyphla, Soricidae. The transcript has 5 exons.